Molecule: messenger RNA, 695 nt
Organism: Leptinotarsa decemlineata (Colorado potato beetle)
Lineage: Eukaryota; Metazoa; Arthropoda; Insecta; Coleoptera; Chrysomelidae
Gene: RpL9
Product: Ribosomal protein L9
Biological process (GO): cytoplasmic translation
Cellular component (GO): cytosolic large ribosomal subunit; ribosome
Molecular function (GO): structural constituent of ribosome; rRNA binding
Source: RefSeq, a predicted model, not a curated record
UUACGUCGACAAUAACAAUUAUUAUGACUUAUGACAUUUGACAAGUUGCUUUCUUCCAUUUUUGUCGCGUGUUCGCGGGUGGUGUGAAGUGUCACAAUGAAGCAGAUUGUAACAAACCAAAUCGUCAAAAUCCCUGAGGGGAUCACGGUCACUGCCAAAUCCCGUACUAUCACAGUAAAAGGACCUAGAGGCACCCUGAAACGCUCUUUCAAACAUUUGGCUUUGGAUAUUCGUAUGGUUAACCCCAGAACCUUGAGAGUAGAAAAAUGGUUCGGUACGAAAAAGGAAUUGGCUGCUGUCAGGACAGUGUGUUCCCACGUAGAAAAUAUGUUGAAAGGUGUAACGAAAGGUUACCAAUACAAAAUGAGGGCCGUAUAUGCUCAUUUUCCCAUCAAUUGUGUAACCACAGAAAACAAUUCCAUUAUUGAAAUCAGGAAUUUCUUGGGUGAAAAGUAUAUCAGGAGAGUCAAAAUGGCUCCAGGUGUAACGGUCACCAACUCCCAGAAGCAGAAGGAUGAACUAAUCAUUGAAGGAAACUCUUUGGAAGACGUAUCCCGAUCUGCUGCACUCAUCCAACAGUCUACAACCGUCAAAAAUAAGGAUAUCCGUAAAUUUUUAGAUGGGUUGUAUGUUUCUGAGAAAACGACUGUUGUUCAAGACGAAUAACUUUUGUUAAUAAAAUAUAUUUAAAUGAU